Molecule: messenger RNA, 840 nt
Organism: Salvelinus sp. IW2-2015
Lineage: Eukaryota; Metazoa; Chordata; Actinopteri; Salmoniformes; Salmonidae
Gene: spag8
Product: sperm associated antigen 8
Biological process (GO): positive regulation of transcription by RNA polymerase II
Cellular component (GO): nucleus; cytoplasm
Molecular function (GO): microtubule binding
Source: RefSeq, a predicted model, not a curated record
CAACAGAAUAAUAAAUAGUGGUAGCUACAUUUAGCUAGAAGCAAGCUAGAAGCAAGCUAGCUAGCUACCUCAACUAUCUUGGUUUCACAAGAUAAAUUAGCGAUUUCACACUACUAACUAAGUGCAUUGUAAUGAAAGUAUAAUGACUGCAUUGGACGCUUCUGUUGAACAAAAAUCUAUUGGAAAAUGUUUGCUGUAUAACUGGGUAGAGGAGCGGACCACUGCCGUCCUUGACAAUGAGAGGCCCAGAGCGCACAUCCACAAAAAUGGACAUAAAGGGAUUCUCACUAUGGAUCUGUCAUCCAAAGUUCAAGGUGUCACCACGGUGAAUGAUGCUUUCACCCCUCCCAAGGGUCAUGGAGUGAGACAAAGAGGCCUCAGAGGAGAACUUUUGGAAAAUGAUCUGCUCAAGAAAAUAAGUGAGCAGACACAUGCAGAAUUUAACCCUGACCCUCCGAAAACAGAGUUCUGCUCCACUACCAAAGAGGACUACAAAGUUGAAGGCUUUCAGCCUUCCCUGCCUUCACCACUAAAGGAGCAUGACUACAAAAGCGAUCAGGCAAUUACCUUUUGGAGUGAGAAUCAUCAUCAGAUACAGGGUGUGACAGCGGUGAGAACCAGGGAUACCCCAUUCAAGAUGAACGCCACCUUCAGCACACCUAUCAGUGAGCACAUGGAUGACAAGCCUAUUCUGUACACACCGGAGAAUUAAGCUGUUACUCAUGUGAGCAUUGGACACAGUGGUAUUAAAUUAUUGUUCCAUAAUAUUGUGUAUGAAUAUUGCUCUGUUUAUCAUUUCAAUUAGGUCUAGUCUCUGCACAGUAUAUGAAUUGCGUAAGU